Molecule: messenger RNA, 4905 nt
Organism: Vespa mandarinia (Asian giant hornet)
Lineage: Eukaryota; Metazoa; Arthropoda; Insecta; Hymenoptera; Vespidae
Product: cytosolic carboxypeptidase 1
Biological process (GO): C-terminal protein deglutamylation; protein side chain deglutamylation; proteolysis
Molecular function (GO): metallocarboxypeptidase activity; zinc ion binding
Source: RefSeq, a predicted model, not a curated record
GUUUAUCAACAAGUGCCGCAUACACCUGAUUCUGCUCUCAACGAGCACGUUCCUUUCAUCUUUCUCUUUUUCUCUCUCUCUUUUUCUCUCAUUCUCUCUCUCUCUCUUUUUAUUUCAAUCCAUAUAUUACAAUUUUCAUCAUUUUCUCUCACACUUUAUAUCUCUCCACCCCCUCCCCUCCCUCUCUCUCUCUCUCUCUCUCUGUCUCUCUCUCGUUUCAUUUCGAUAUACGUGUAAUAUCACAUCGAAUUUUCGUGAGUGUGACGUCACUCUUUAUCAUCAUCAUCGAAAACACAAAGGCGAUCUUGGUGAGAAGAAAAAAAAAGAAGAAAAUAAAAGAAAAGAGAGAGAAAUAGAGAAAAAGAGAGAGAGAGAGAGAGAGGGAGAGAGAGAAAGAGAGAGAAAAAGAGAAAGAACAGAAGAGAUGAAAAGUGCAUUGGAAAAGUGCGACAAGGAGAACCAGCGACCGAUGGAAGUGGUUGCACUCGAGGAGAAUGCGGAGGACAUCGAAGAGGAAGAGUAAAAAUCAAAAGCAACACAGAAACAACCUAUUCGUGUAUCGUGCUGCGAUGUCGCCGAGUAAUAGAUGCGUGGACGAUGCUAUAAACGACGUUAUCCUGGAGAAGCUACGAAGUUUCGCGCCAAAACCACAAGAAGGUGGGGAAACAUUCAGAAGUAUUAUAGCUAAGAUACACGCACGAGUCACGUCUUCAGACCGACGAGUUCGCGAACGUACUUUGGAGAAGUUAUGGUGUAAGAAUUCUAGUGCUAUGGAGAUUUUUAUUACCAUUCUUGAGAAUUCCAAGGAUUACGUGUUGAAUUGUAGUAUAGCUGGUAUAUUACACGAAUGUAUAUCACCAAAAAUGACAAAGGGCAAAUCGAAAGGAAACAAGAGCAAAAAUGCAACAAGAAACAGUAACCGAAUGGCGGUCAUUCAACUGAUCAAUUUCGGGAUCACGCAAGUCCUAGUUAAACUUUUAAUGAAUUUGCAGCAUAUGGAUAGUAUUUCCUCGGAAGUCCUUGUACAAGAAGUUCUUUGGAUUUUGGGACAGGUUUGCCAAAGGGAUCAGAAAUUUGUAACGAAAUUGAAAAAUUCAAAUUAUGUCAAAAUAUUUCAUACGCUCCUUCAACAACAUUACAACAACGGUAAAACAAUUCUUCCUUUGUUGCUGAUAAUCAAAGUUUUUGCUAAAAAUUCAUUUUCUCAACAAGUUCUUAUCAAAGAUGGGAUUGCCAAUACAUUAGAAAAGACCUUCGUUUGCAUUGGUCAUGUACCUCAUAUUAAAUUAAAAGCGUUGGUCGAAUGUUUGAAAUAUUUCACAAUGAGCAAAUUAUGCUGCACAAAAUUUGUAAAGGCCGGAAUGGUUCAACAACUGAUGCGAACUUUCGAGAGAUGGGAGAGAUUCGACGGGCAAUUGAGACUGAAGAUAUCCAACUACGUUCUGAACACGCUACAGCAUCUUUGCGUAAUAAAGUCUGGAAGGAAGGCUAUUAAGUCUAACAAUGGUCUACAGCUACUGUACCGGUUUUGUACAAACUGCCCGGAGGAAAAAGCCUACGAUUGUUUAUUGUCACGUAUAUGUGGUAUAAUCAAUCAAUGUCUGGAAAAGAAGGAGUUGCCUGUACCCGAAAUGUCUCCUGCAAGAUUUGUCUUGCCGGAAGCAAAUGCCAGGGCUAACAGCAUUGAAAGUGGCAGCGACCUUGACAGUCAAGCUAACAGCGUGGCCUCGCUUGGAAGAUUAUACAGUGAUUUCGAUUCAGGAGAUGACGAAGAUAGUCAUAGUUCGAGGAGAACAAGUGAUAAGAAUUUGUAUCCCAGCGAGGAAAUAGACGAGAGUAAAUUUUUUGCCGGAGUUUUCACGUCUCAAAGAAACGAAGAGGAUUUGAUUGGGUAUAAUGUUUUCUUUAAAGAGCUAGGCAAUCUUCAGUUACAACUCAGUCUUGCUAAAUCGUCAUCAGAAAAGUUUAUAGAUUCGACGAAUUCAACGUUCGACGACGAUAAAACGUUCUCACGUUAUACAAAAAUAUCCAAAUCGAAAAGUUUCCCAAAAGAUACCCAUACCAAUGGAUCAUUAAGACAUCAAAUUAAAUCGGAUAAUACAAAAUCUGAUUUGAAAACAUUGAAAGAUAUUUCAUCGACUACCACUGAUAGGCAUGCUUAUUGUUUGAUAGCGAGCAAAGUGAAAAGUGUUAUCAGUUUUGUCAAAGUUGCUUAUCCCGAUCUGGUUGGUGGUGAUUCAUUAGGAAAACCAGAACCAUUGAACAGCAAGGAUAGAAAAGUUUGUCGUGCUAAAUUGUUAACCUGCGUGGAAAGGGGACUACAUGCUGGUACAACAAUUCAAGAGAUUGUUUAUGAUCUCGACAAUGUAACGACGUCUUCGUCGUCGAAUGAUAGAAUUACGGAAAACAAGUUACUUUGUAAUUGGGACGAAAAGAGAAUAGGAAAAAGGAACUUGGAAACUAAGCAUUUGCAAUUUGAGUCUCGUUUUGAAAGUGGAAAUCUUAGGAAAGCUAUUAAGAUAGGCUUGAGAGAAUACGAUUUGAUCUUAACGCCAGACGUUAACAGUGCCUCUAGACAUCAAUGGUUUUACUUCGAGGUUUCAAAUAUGGAAGCAAACGUUUCUUACACGUUUAAUAUCGUCAAUUGUGAGAAGGCAAAUUCUCAAUUUAAUUUUGGCAUGAAGCCUAUAUUAUUUAGCGUAACCGAGGCACAAUUGGGUCGACCAUAUUGGGUCAGAACUGGAACAGAUAUUUGUUAUUAUAGAAAUUGUUAUCAGAGACCAACAAAAGGGAAGAACUAUUUAACGACAUCGUUCACUGUCACUUUUACCCAUGCUUAUGACGUUUGUUAUCUGGCUUAUCAUUUCCCUUAUACUUAUAGCCAAUUGAUGACAAAUAUUUGGAAAUGGACCAAAAAGCUUUCAUCCUCUAACAUUUAUUUUCGUGCCGAGUCACUUUGCGAGUCAUUAAAUAACAAUGAAAAUCCAGUAUUGACUAUAACAUCGCCAGACUCGAAGAGCAAUCCUACACAAAAUAGAAAAGUUAUCUUCCUGACGUCCAGAGUCCAUCCAGGUGAGAGCAACGCUUCCUGGGUAAUGCAUGGAACAUUGGAGAGCCUUAUAAGCAAUUCAACUUAUGCUACUAGUUUACGUGACGAUUAUGUCUUCAAAAUAGUACCGAUGUUGAACUUAGAAGGUGUGGUCAAUGGCUGCAAUCGAUAUGGACUAACGAACGAAGACUUGAACAGACGGUGGAGCAAUCCGGAUCAAUCGUUACAUCCAGUGAUCUAUCACACGAAGGGCUUGAUGGAGUACUGCACAAGGGUCCUACAAAGACCUCCUCAUGUCUUCGUAGACUAUCACGGCCAUUCACGGAGGAAGAACGUGUUUCUCUUCGGUUGUUCAAGGUCGAGUUCUUGGAGCGCCGCGGACAGGGCGAAACCGGACCAGCCGGUGCAGUAUUUGAUCUUACCGCAUCUAAUGCAAAGCGUUUCACCGGCAUUUGCUUUGCCGUUGUGUUCCUUCAAGGUAGAAAGAAAUAAGGAAUCCACCGCCAGGGUUGCCAUAUGGCGGCAGUUGGGUGUUUCGAAAAGUUACACGAUGGAGAGUAGCUUCUGCGGAUGUGAUCAAGGUGUCCUCGCUGGAUUACAUCUUGAUACAAAUCAUUUGAAAGCUAUUGGACAAGACUUUUGUCAGGCAUUAGCUAUGAUGAAAGAUGCUGACGAAGAUUGGAAUGUUGACAAAUACAUCGAAGAGUCCUGCUGUCAACGAAAAUGUAUCCAACGAAAAAUGAGAAGAAAGCCUAAAUGCAUUCAGGACAAACUUGCCAUACAUCAUAUCAGUGGGAUUCCUUAGCGAAGGGAAAUAAUUCCAAUGGGAGAAACGAUACCUGAAGAAUCAGGAUGCAUGGAGGACGAUGUAUCCUCCAGUUGUGAUUCGGACGAGUCUGAUUUGGAGACCUAAAGAUUCUCUUUCCAUCUCUGUUUGGAAGAUUUGCGAAUCGAACAUUUACUUGUCAGAAGAUAAAUUUAUUAACCGUUGAUGUUUGGAAUAUACGCUGAUUCUGGUUCCGAAUCCGGGCACACACGAAAUUAUUAUUUUUGUGAAAAAGAUUUAUUGAAAAAUCGUAACAAAUGGUUAAAAUCGUUUACAACUUAUUUACUAUCUACAUUCUAGGCGAGAUAAGUUUGUUAUAUUGAGUAUCAACAAAAUCACAAGAAAAAAGAUAAUGAUGAGAAAUAAAUAGAAAGGAUUGGUUUGAUUUAUCCUUUACAUUAUUUAAAUUAAAAAAAAAAAAAAAAAAAAAACAAAUGAGAACAUCUUACGUUACGAUGUUAUUGAUGAAUUUACAAUAAUUUUUUCCUUUUUUCUUUUUGUAUUUUUCUUUUUUUUUUUUUUUUUUUUUUUUUUUUCCUGAAGAAAGUCGAACUCAAAUAUCUCGGAACCAGAAUUUAAAAAUGGAAUAUUCUUCGUGUUACACUAACAUUAUCCUCUUUUUUACGAUUUUUCUAUGUCAUUUAAAAAAAUGUGAUUCAUUAAAAUCUUAUUUGACAAAUCACAGCCAAUUAAUAUAUUGAAUCAAACACGAAGAACAAUCCAAUUAUAUUAAGUCUACGAGAGUUAAUCGAAAGCGAAAGUACAUAAUGAUUGUUCGAAUGAACAAAUUAUUUGACAAUAUCUUUGGUAGGAAUUUUCAAAUAUAAUGGAUAACGUACAUGCGAUUAGCUAAAACAUCUAAUCUACUUUGAGUACUAGAAUAACAUGAAGAUGAUCGCUCGCACUCUCGCAUUCUCUCGCUGUACCUCGCUAUCAGAUACUUACAUGUGAUAAAUUUAAUAGAAGAAAAAAAAAAAUAAUAAUAAUAAUAAAAUAAUAAAAUGAAAUAAAAGUGAAAAAUAAAGGAAAA